This is a messenger RNA of Camelina sativa (false flax), 2019 nucleotides long. The record is from RefSeq and is a predicted model, not a curated record. Lineage: Eukaryota; Viridiplantae; Streptophyta; Magnoliopsida; Brassicales; Brassicaceae.
AUGAAGCAGGUGAUUCUCGUUUGUGGUAAUUGGAUCUUUGACAACAACAAAUGGUUGUUUGUUGUUGAUAAUGAAAGGGGUUCACGAAUUCUACAAUGUAACGAUCAAAGCAGUUUUGAUGAUUGCAUUGGAAUGGUAUAUGAUGAUUACAUGCUGGAUAACAAGGUAUUUGAUGUUGUCUUGAGUUACAAGAUCUCGAAGAGGUUAUUGCAGGAUUUACCCGGUGAUACACCACCAGUUAUUAUUGAUAAUUCUCGUCAGUUGCACACUUUUCUAGGACAAUUGGAAAGGGAUACAGGUCGACUUUGUGUUGAAGUGAAGAAGAAAAUACAGACUGAUUUGAAUCACAUAGAUUCUGAUGAUGAGAAUUUUACCCUGUAUGGAAUUCCACCAGAAGAAGAGGAUCAUAAAUUGCCAAUGAAGAAAAGGAGUUCAUCUUUUUAUAUNGAUAAUUCUCGUCAGUUGCACACUUUUCUGGGACAAUUGGAAAGGGUUACAGGUCGACUUUGUGUUGAAGUGAAGAAGAAAAUACAGACUGAUUUGAAUCACAAAGGUAAGAAACGAGGAAGAGAUGAAAAUGAUCAGGUUGGAGAAGAGUAUCUUGAUAUGGCCAGCGACACAAAUGAAGAAGAGAUGGAUGAAGAUGAUAGUAGAUUUGAUUAUUGUGAUGAUUCUGACGGAAUAUAUUCUGAUGAUGAGAAUUUUACCCUGUAUGGAAUUCCACCAGAAGAAGAGGAUCAUAAAUUGCCAAUGAAGAAAAGGAGUUCAUCUUUUUAUAUUGAAGAAAAUAAGGAACCAGUUGAUGUCUCAAAGGUAGACUUGUCUUCUGUGAAUUUGGCUGUUGGGCAAAUGUAUGAUACAAAGGAGCACCUAAAAACACGUUUGAAGAUACUAACCUUGGUUCAAAGGUUUGAUUAUUAUGUUUACAAAUCGAGACCAACCUUAUUGAUUGUAAAGUGUUGGGUUAAAGGAUGCAAGUGGAGGGUAACAGCUGCAACAUUAAGACACUUUCCAAAGUUUGAGGUGCGUGUGUUUAUUUCAGCACAUACAUGUUCAGUAACAGAGCGCUCUAUGCGUGCCCGACAAGCAGAUCAUCAUAUUCUAGGAGAGUUGUACAAAGAUUUUGUUGGUGGAGUUGGUCCCAAGGUACUGCCAAUGCAUGUUGCUGAAGCGUUGAAUAAACGUUUUCAUAUCAAGAUGGAUUAUUGGAAAGCAUAUCGAACGUUAAGGCAUGCUCGCAAGUUGGUCAGGGGUAGUCCAGAGAGUGGUUAUGAGCAGCUUCCUACAUAUUUGUAUAUGAUAAAAAGGGCAAAUCCUGGAACUUUUACACAGCUUGAUGUUGAUGAAGCUCAAAGAUUUAAGUACUGUUUUCUAGCAUUUGGUGCAAGCAUACAGGGAUUUCCGUUUUUGAGGAAAGUGGUUGUUGUGGAUGGUACUUUUUUACAGGGAAAAUACUUAGGGACACUACUGACAGCAACAGCUCAAGAUGGCAAUUUUCAGAUUUUUCCUAUUGCUUUCGCCGUGGUUGAUACAGAGAAUGAUGAAUCAUGGGAAUGGUUUUUCAAGCAACUCAGCUGUGUGAUACUAGAUGAUGAAAGCCUUUCCAUUAUUUCUGAUAGGCAUCAAUCAAUUGGGAAAGCUAUUAAAAAGGUCUAUCCGAAGUCUAGUAGGGGAAUAUGUACAUACCAUAUGUACAAGAAUAUUUUGGUCCGGUUUAAAGGUCGAGCAGAAUUCGCUUUGGUUAAAAAGGCGGCGAAUGCUUUUAGACUUAUCGACUUUCAAACCACAUUUGAUCAGAUAGAAGCCAUGAAUCCAGCACUACAUGAGUACCUCGUGAGGGCUGAUGUGCGUAUGUGGACUCGUGUACAUUUCCCAGGUGAUAGGUACAACUUGCUUACAAGCAACAUUGCAGAAUCAAUGAAUAAGGUCAUGUCACAUGCUAGGAGCUUUCCUAUUGUACAACUAUUGGAAGAAAUAAGGUCCACGAUGACUAGGAAUCCCGAAACACAAAAUUCUUAG